AUGACAAAGCAAGUCAAUAGAGACUCUUUUUACAGGCUAGCUUCAGACUUAGAAUCUGAACGCGUGAAAGGAGCUGUAACUUUAGUUAAUGAUCUCUCUGAAAGAGCUGUUAACGAUGAAGAUGCAAGUGAAUGGGACUAUGUUUUGCACAGACUGAUUAAAGGUUUGGCUUCUAGUAACCAAAGUGCACGCUUAGGUUUUUCUACAUGUUUAGCUGAAGUUGUGGCGCUGUCUAUAAAAAAAGGCCAUCUCAAAAGCAUUGACGAGUAUAUUGCCUUGAUGUUGAAACUACUAUCAAAGGAGAAAGUGAAGAACGGUAACGAAGAGCGCGGUAAACUCUUUGGGAGGCUUUUUGGACUUCAAACCUUGUUAAACGAACCUUUGUUCUCCAUAGCAUUUAAAGUCGAGAAAGGUUCUAUCUCGAAUGAGUUUGUUGUGUCCUUUACACGUCAUUUGUCUGAACUUGCCCAUAGCAAGCCAUGGCUGAGAGAACCUUGCUUAUUUACGCUUUAUCAAACUGUUGAAAAAUUGGCGGGCUUUUUUGAUGAAUCUAUGCUGCGCUCAAUGUUUAAUAUUCUAGAUGAGUACCAGUUUACGCUUACGAACGAAGGGCUUACAAUAUACUUGCAUCUACUCUAUAAAUGUGAAGAAACCCGGAAAAUUACUGAAAAUACCGAUUUAUUAUCUAACUUAGAUUUGCGUACCAAUUGGAAGAACAAUAACCCUCUAGCGAGUGGCAACGCAAAGUUAUUGGUUUCAGUUUUAAAAGAUGUUGUUCCGGCUGAAUCUGAUGGGCUUAAACAAAAAGGUUCUUGGGCACCAAGGUUGCAUUUUGUUUGGGAUAUUAUAUUACCAUUAAUAUGUCGUGUUAGGGAGACUCGUGAAAAUGAUGCUCAUGUAUCGAAGAAGAGAAAGAAGAGGCAAAAGUUGACCGAAAUACAGUUCCCAGAGUUCUGGCAAACUGUUGUGGAAGAAGUAUUUUUUAGUGAAAAGGCUUCAAGUGAGAGGAAGUAUCUAGGUAUACUAAUUCUGGAGAAAACUAUACAAAUUAUUCCUCAAGAGUUAGUUCAACAAGUAUUUUCAAAAAAUGUUAUGAGAACAUUAAUAAAUCAGUCAGUUGAUUCUAAGAGAAAUCUGCACAAGAUAACAAGUAAUUUAUUGAACCAAAUUGGAAUUGUCUGUGAGAAGCAGCCAAAUAAAACCGUAAAUAUCAUAGAAUCCCUAUGGUUUGGUCCCAAUGGUACGAUCAAUUUUGAUAGGCUUACAAAAUCGAAGACAGUUCAUGGAAUUUUAAUAUCGAGGUCAAUAGAUGAUGGAAUUUUAGCUACAUUGGUGGCCUGUAUCUUAAAGAACAUCCAAAAGGAACACGAUAAUUUUCAGAUUACCACAUUCGGUUUAGAUACCCUAUUGCAUAUUGUAAAGGGCCAUAGAUCGAAGGCAAGUUUUGUAUGGCUGGAGCAACUGUUACAAUAUAUUGUAAAAUUAGCUUUCUUCGACUUGAAUGACAAGAUUGGUCCACAUUCCCAAACGAAUAAUGAAGAACUUCAGAGUUUGGCAAAGGAAAGGCUAUUUUCAAUUCUUGGUGAAUUGAUUCCACUUUCUAAGAGUACUAAUAGCACCACGUGGUCAUAUGUUACCUUGCAGAUAUUACUAACCAAUGCGAAGACAGCCACACUAUCAUUGAAGCUCGACAAAGAGCUUGAAGAAGUUGCAAAGAAGGCUCUAGAAACCUUGGUAAACAUUAGAGCUGAUUAUAAUAACCCAGAAGCAGAUUUAAAGUUGAAGUCCUUGGAACAGCUUUUAUCAGUGUGUCUUCUACAACUUUAUGCAGGAGAUACUGAUGCUGUGUCGGUAUUAGAAGAAUUGAUUAGCUUUUAUUCGAAAUCUGGUAACGAAGUUAACACUUUAGUAGGACUCACAGAAUUGUUACUUUCUAUGCUCGCGCAAAAGAAAGCAAUGUUAAGAAAACUGUCAAUGCUUGUGUGGGAAUCAUUAGUUGUAGAUGUCGGUAAGGAACAGCUAGAAAUUUUAGUGGAAGUUUUAUCUGCAAGGGAAAAUAAGGAAGGAUUUGCUUCUUUAUUCGAGGCCGCUGAUGAAUAUGUAGACAUUUCAGAAGAUGAGGACAGCAACAGUGAAUGCGAUAGCCAUCAUGUUCAUGUUCAUGGCUCAGAAGGAGAAAACGAACGUAAAGAAACGGAAGAUUACGAAGAUAGUGGCAGUGGCAGUGACAGUGGCAGUGAAAGUAACAGCGAAGAAGAUGAUGAAAGUACUAGUGAUGCCGAACAAGGUGAUGAUGUCGCGAGAAUAGACAAGGAAACUACAAGCGCACUUGCCACUGCGUUGAAACUUCCAGACAACAUUUUAAAGGAUAAUGGAGAUAUCGGUUACAAUAUAGAAGAUGAUGGCGAAGAAAGUGAAGAAGAGUCUAUGGAUGACGAGGCCAUGUUGGAAUUGGAUGAUCAACUGUCCGCGAUAUUUAAACGCCGCAAUGAGGCUCUUCAUAAAGUACAAACUGGUAAUCAAAGAAAGCUUGAAGUGAAAGAAUUACGGGAAUCUGUUAUUUCAUUUAAGCAUAGAAUUUUGGACAUGCUGGAGAUAUAUUAUAAACACAUCGAUCGUACCAUAAAUUGCAGUGAAAAGUGUACGUCUCGAAUGUGUUACGAUUUACUAUCAACAAUAAAGCCUCUCAUUAAAUGUAUGCAGCAGACUACGGAUAAAGCGCUCGCCGAUAAGUCUGCAAGGUUAUUAAAGGCUAAUGUUUGCAAACUAAAGGUAAGUUAUAUUUCUAAAGAUGUAGAUGGAGAACACAUCAUAAGUUACUUAAAAGACCUACAUUCUUCUGCAAUUGCUUCAAAACCAGGGCAAUUCCCUAAUUUGUAUUACUCCACCUGCUCCACUACGUCACUUUUCUUGGCAAAAGUUCUCAAUGCGGUCUCUAAUAAUGAAUCAUCUUAUGCCUCAUUAAUCGAUAUCUACGCAGAAAGUAUGAAGAAUUGGGUUAGCAACGGUAAAUUUGGGCGUUCAUUCUUCAUUGAUUUCGUCAAUUGGUUGGAAUCUAAGAAAUCAAAAAACUAG
Eremothecium sinecaudum is the source of this 3075-nucleotide messenger RNA. It is a transcript of the gene POL5, whose product is annotated as DNA-directed DNA polymerase. The transcript has a single exon. The record is from RefSeq and is a predicted model, not a curated record. Gene Ontology annotation, molecular function: transcription factor binding; rDNA binding. Gene Ontology annotation, cellular component: nucleolus. Gene Ontology annotation, biological process: regulation of DNA-templated transcription. Lineage: Eukaryota; Fungi; Ascomycota; Saccharomycetes; Saccharomycetales; Saccharomycetaceae. Bases 1 to 3075 code for a protein of 1024 amino acids.